Molecule: messenger RNA, 3228 nt
Organism: Wyeomyia smithii (pitcher-plant mosquito)
Lineage: Eukaryota; Metazoa; Arthropoda; Insecta; Diptera; Culicidae
Gene: w
Product: protein white
Exons: 7
Coding region: 938-3076 (712 amino acids)
Biological process (GO): transmembrane transport
Cellular component (GO): plasma membrane
Molecular function (GO): ATP binding; ATP hydrolysis activity; ABC-type transporter activity
Source: RefSeq, a predicted model, not a curated record
CGACAGUUGUCCAGUCAACUGUAACUGUUCACCGACAGCAACAUGCCGAAGGAUGCGAGAAUUGGCAUCAUGUAACCAGCGGCAUAUUUAGUUGUGUUUCAAUCGUCAUUCUGGUUGGUAGUAGAGUCGUGCUCCUUCGAUUUCAGUUUUAUUUGAUGUACGGAUUCAACUCUAUACCUACCUAGUUGGAGUCUCCUUUGGCGGUAAUAGCUGGCGGAUGAUUGUGUUCGAAUUUGCGGUUGGAAUGAAAAAAUUUCAAGAGUGCAUACAUCAGUGAUAGGGUGGCAGACUAAAGUAACGUUUUAUGUGAAUUACCAGUCAAUUUAAAAAAAGAGGAAAACUUAAUAUCACGUGUUUUCAGUUUUUCAUACGUGUUCAUUUGUACACAAUCAUUGAUGUAAAUGCUACAACUGUUAUGAUACUGUCUUAUUGUAAAAUUGUGUGUAAUCGAAAAAAAAGAAAUCAUGAACCACUCUACUUGUUUUGAAUAUAGGUAAAAACCGAUCAGUGAGUAAUUUAAUACCAAGCGACAAAAGUGCAAUUUUUGUUUCCAGUCUUCUGAAUAUUGUCUGUUCGAAUGAAAGGUGCACCUACGUACUGACUGUUUUGCAACAAGAAGUAGCCGUCUCGACAAGUUAUACCUCUUGUACAUACCAGUGAAGCCUCUUAGUUUCUGUGUUCAUUAUUUCAUCGCCCGGUUCGGAACUAUAGUUACCUUACAUUCAUCGAGAAAUUAUUGUCAAUUCAAGCCUUGAUAACGAUCUGCUACUGUGCUAAACAACGAGGCUAAGUAUUUGAUAUAUGAUUUCGGAAACAUGAUAGGAUUACCAGUGAAACGACAUCAAUUUAGGUUUUGCUGAACUGAAACAUUUUAGAGUUUGCCAGGUGAACUGCAGCAAUAGCAAAUAAAUAGUUGUAACGAUAAACCAGCAGCAUCAUGACAAUUCAUACAGAUGAUCACCAGUAUGCGGAUAGUGAGAGCAAGCAUUACAACGCAACAAGGCAUCUCUUCUAUGAAUGUACCUGGCGACUAUGCUGCGAGACGAGAAGCUACGAUUUUCCAGCUACUUCUUACCGUUACAGUUCAAAUAAUAGCAUGGAUGCUGAUGAUGGGGUUCACAGCAACGAUAGAUCUACGUUAAUUCAGGUGUGGAAGCCGAAAAAUUAUGGCGCAGUAAAGGGCCAGAUUCCACAACAUGAACGACUUACUUACACUUGGAAAGAGAUUGACGUAUUUGGCGAAAUGCCAGGUGAUUCAAAAAAAGAAUCAUUAUGUAGUCGUUUGUGUUCUUGUCUUUCACGUCAAAAGAAAGAUUUUAAUCCGCGCAAACAUCUGCUGAAGAAUGUUACAGGAUAUGCCAAGAGCGGGGAGCUAUUAGCAGUCAUGGGAAGUUCUGGUGCAGGUAAAACCACUCUGCUCAAUGCGUUGGCCUUUCGCUCUCCGCCUGGAGUUAAGGUGUCUUCAACUUCUAUUAGAGCCCUAAACGGGAUCCCAGUUAAUGCGGAGCAAUUGAGAGCUCGGUGCGCUUAUGUACAACAAGACGAUUUGUUCAUUGCGGCUUUGACUACCAAAGAACAUCUUAUUUUUCAAGCGAUGUUACGCAUGGGCAAAGACGUCCCGAAAAGUGUGAAGCUAAAUCGAGUGAAUGAGGUUCUUCAAGAAUUAUCUUUGUUCAAAUGCGCCGAUACUAUCAUCGGAGCACCAGGUCGAAUGAAAGGCCUCUCUGGUGGUGAAAGAAAGCGAUUGGCAUUUGCUUCGGAAACUCUUACGGACCCACAUUUGCUGCUCUGUGAUGAACCAACCUCUGGACUGGAUUCGUUUAUGGCUCAUAGCGUGUUGCAGGUGCUCAAAGGAAUGGCCAUGAAAGGAAAAACGAUCAUUCUAACAAUACAUCAACCAUCAUCGGAGUUAUAUUGUUUAUUUGACAAGGUCCUUUUGAUGGCCGAAGGUCGGGUAGCAUUUUUGGGAUCGCCAUAUCAAGCAGCGGAAUUUUUUUCACAACUAGGUAUUCCUUGUCCACCGAACUAUAAUCCUGCUGAUUUUUAUGUCCAAAUGCUUGCCAUUGCACCGAAUAAAGAAUUGGAAUGUAGAGAUACAAUAAAAAAAAUCUGUGAUUCCUUUGCGGUUAGUACAAUGGCACGAGAUGUAAUGGAAAUCGCGACGGCUGAAAAGCACAUUGAUGAGUUUUUUCUACAACCGGUGAAUGGGGCGAGUAGAACUGGUUAUCGGUCGAAUUGGUGGACGCAGUUUUAUUACGUAUUGUGGCGUUCCUGGUUGACGGUAUUGAAGGAUCCUAUGCUAGUUAAAGUACGCUUACUUCAAACUGCCAUGGUCGCCACUUUGAUCGGUUCAAUUUACUUUGGCCAAAAGCUGGAUCAGGAUGGCGUGAUGAACAUCAACGGCUCGCUAUUUCUCUUUCUAACAAAUAUGACAUUCCAGAACGUAUUUGCGGUUAUUAAUGUAUUCUCCGCUGAACUGCCAGUGUUCCUACGUGAGAAACGAUCACGAUUGUUCCGGGUGGAUACUUACUUUUUGGGAAAAACUAUAGCCGAAGUUCCUCUGUUCAUAGCUGUGCCAUUUGUGUUUACUUCUAUCACCUAUCCAAUGAUUGGCUUACGAUCCGGCGUGGAGCAUUACAUUACAGCUUUAUUCAUUGUAACCUUAGUUGCGAAUGUUGCUACAUCUUUUGGUUAUUUUAUAUCAUGCGCAAGCUCUUCAGUUUCGAUGGCUCUCUCUGUUGGCCCACCGGUGAUAAUUCCAUUUCUAAUAUUCGGUGGUUUUUUUCUCAAUUCGGCGUCUGUUCCAGCCUACUUUGAAUAUUUAUCGUUUUUAUCUUGGUUUCGAUACGCCAACGAAGCUUUACUUAUCAAUCAAUGGAGCAAUGUACAGGCUGGGGAAAUAGCUUGCACUCGACUAAACGUAACAUGUCCAAGUUCUGGGCAGAUAAUUCUGGAAACCUUCAACUUCAAAGUGGAGAACUUCAGUUUCGAUGUGAUAUGCUUAUGCCUUCUGAUUGCGUUAUUCCGCCUUGGAGCUUUGUUUUGCCUUUGGCUUCGCUCGAGAAGUAAAGAAUAAUACUAAACUUCUCGCUGACUAGGAAAAUCAAUCUCAUAUCAUAGUAAAGGUUGUCAUCCUUAGUUUAAUAGCAAUAGCAAGCAAUAGUAAAAUUCUACUCGCAAUUAUUUUAUUGUAAUAAAAAAUCAAAUAAAAGAUACAUUUAAAAAAAG